Molecule: messenger RNA, 809 nt
Organism: Drosophila navojoa
Lineage: Eukaryota; Metazoa; Arthropoda; Insecta; Diptera; Drosophilidae
Gene: Dlip2
Product: Dorsal interacting protein 2
Source: RefSeq, a predicted model, not a curated record
AUGAGCACUCGUCUCUGUGCCUACAAAGACUGCCACAAUUUCUAUUAUCGCCAGGACAACAGUGGCUGUAGCGAGGUGACACUCUUUGCAUUCCCCAAGGAUCCAAAGCGCGCCGAGCAAUGGCGUAUACUUGGUCAAGUGCAUCCCAAAAUUGGACCCAUGCAGCUAUAUAUGUGCUCCAAACAUUUCGAUGCCAAAUAUUUGUCAUUAACUAGGAAUCGUCGCAUUUUGCUGGGCGAAGCACUGCCUUUCCCAUACGAAGAUCUCAAUAAAACGGAAACAGCUCAGGAUACCAAGGAAAUGGCUGCGACGUCUUCAACUGAACAGCAGAGCUACUACAUCAACUCGACGGGCAACAAAAUUCAGUUGGCUGAAGACGAUCCCAAGGAUAUUUCAUCUUCCUCCCAGCAAAGUUUCUACAUAAAUAUGGACGACGAUGACUUAAGCAUUGAUAAAGUUAUCAUGGUGGAGUCCACGACCAAAACAGUCGUCGACCCACAAGUUGAUAUGUUUGAGAAAAUCGAGGUCAACAUCAUCCCGUCUACUCACAAGCGACCUCGCCCUACGACGCCACAGGAACAGGAGGAGGAGGAGGAUGAGAAGGCGCCGCAGCCCACUGAUGAACAACUGAUAGACACAUCAGAGGUGUCUAUCUUCAAGUUCAAGGGCGAGCAGUACGUGCAAAUGUCGCGGGAAUACUAUCUGCAGGAGAAACGCCAAUUGAUGGAACAGCUGAACAGCUACAGGCGCACGCUGGCCAACAUUAGAAAGCAAUUGUUGCCAUUAAAGGAACUAUGAAACGAUGCAAA